Molecule: messenger RNA, 323 nt
Organism: Amoebophrya sp. A25
Lineage: Eukaryota; Dinophyceae; Syndiniales; Amoebophryaceae
Source: the annotation of a GenBank genome assembly
CUAUUAUUUGUUCACAACAACGACAUCAACAGCGAUUACCUCCUACUUCCGCACAACAAGCAAUGGCAAUGGAGACCUCUUGGUGGAGCAAUGGUGAAUACCCGCAGAUGAUGGACAGCAGUCAAUGCCCGCAAAUGAUGGACGAUCCCGCAGCACUCAAUAUGAUGAUGGUGAAUCCAUGCUAUGCUACUUGGGGACCAGCUCCUUGUUCUCCGUGGAUGAUGAUGGGCAGUGUGGGCAGGGGAAAUGAAAUGAUAGGAGAAGAACAAGAGCAAUUGUCAGCCAUGAUUCAAGAGCAGUUUGAUGCAAACCAUGGUGGUCAU